AGCGCAUACUCCCCAAGUGAGAACGGGAUGUUUUGGAGAUUUAACUUAAAAUUAAAUGACGUAAAGUAAGCCUGCUUGUUUUGCUAUUUUUUCGCUUCGUAAAAUGAAACUCCACACAAGCGAGUUUCCUUUUCUCCACUGCUCCACAUAACAUAAUGAACCGUAUAUCAUUUUUCCCACCGUACAAAAUCAUCAAGGAUUGCACUUUGCGCACUACUUGGGACUCUCACACUCAAUUCCUUCGCUAUCGGAGGUUCGAUUGCCAGGUGAUUCCACCAGCGAGCGAAAGUUCGCUCACUCCAUGCUUCUCCGUGUCCUGGGAGGACAGGACUGUGUACUCAGGUCACUCGUCCGAGCGGCAACAGCAGCAACGGCAGUAUUCUCGCAGCAAGGUGCACCCCGGCGUGAAGUCGUCGAAUAGAUGGAAGUCCCACGAUGAGUUAGGCUGCCAUGUUUCCGUCAUUCCGAACGCAGCAGGGGCAGACCAACGCGAUAUGUGA
This is a messenger RNA of Anopheles stephensi (Asian malaria mosquito), 500 nucleotides long. RefSeq lists its product as uncharacterized. The record is from RefSeq and is a predicted model, not a curated record. Lineage: Eukaryota; Metazoa; Arthropoda; Insecta; Diptera; Culicidae. Bases 156 to 500 code for a protein of 114 amino acids. The transcript is spliced from 3 exons.